This is a messenger RNA of Prinia subflava (tawny-flanked prinia), 1352 nucleotides long. RefSeq names its product integrin subunit beta 3 binding protein (gene ITGB3BP). NCBI's taxonomy places the organism in Eukaryota, Metazoa, Chordata, Aves, Passeriformes, Cisticolidae. Bases 387 to 968 code for a protein of 193 amino acids. The record is from RefSeq and is a predicted model, not a curated record. The transcript is spliced from 8 exons. Gene Ontology annotation, cellular component: nucleoplasm. Gene Ontology annotation, biological process: regulation of DNA-templated transcription; CENP-A containing chromatin assembly.
CACAGCGGGACCGACGAGCCCACACCGACACCGGUCUCGAUCUCCGCCUCGGUCGGCCCCGAGGGUCUCAGUCCCGGGGCUCUCGGUCUCGGGGCUCCCGGUUUCGGUCCCGGCGCUGUCAGUCUCGGUCCGGGGGCUCUCAGUCCCGGAGCUCUCGGUCUCGGUCUCGGUCCCGGAGCUCUCAGUCCCGGGGCUCUCAGUCCCGGGGCUCCCGGUUUCGGUCCCGAGGCUCUCGGUGUCGGGGCUGUCGGUCCCGGCCCCGCAGUCCUCCCGGGCUCCCCGGCCCCGCCCCGGCCCGGCCCGCCCUCGGCGCCGUUUCCAGCCGGCGGCGUUUGGCGGGAGCACGGCGGGAGCUCCGAAAGGGAAGCGGCGGGAACGGCUCCGGGAUGUCGGUUAAAAGAGCAUUAAAAUUGGACCCUGUUAAAAAAGAUGGUCCCCCUGAGAAGGCCCAGAGGAGCAAUCUGAACUUGUACUCACCCACCACGGGCACGCGCCGCAUCAGCCCCUUCUCCUCUCCCGCCAGCCACGGGGCAGAAAAUCCCGGGAAUGCCCCAGCAGAGGGAGACGAGAGUGAGCAGAGCGACUGCGAGCGCGGAUUAUCCAGGAGAGGGCAGCCUCCAACAGAGCACGACGUGUUCCUGCAACUGCAGUCCCAAGUGAGAAAUUCCUUGCCCAGGAUUCUGAAACUAAGAGAAAAUCUGAGAAGCCUGAAGGCUUUGGAGGGCAGCAGAGAGCUGGAAAAUAUCCUGGGAGUCUCCCACUCGUCCUGUGUGCUGAGUGCUGAGCUGCAGAAAACCCAAGCGCUGGUGAGUCAAGCAGAAAAACUGCAGCUGUUGAAAGCAAACCAUGGCAAAGUCCCUGCCCGAGGGCACGCCCAGGCUGCCGGCAGUGCCGCAUUCCCCCUCCCCGCCCUGCCCGGCACCGGGGCACGGCGGGAGCGACCGGGACCGGGGCACGCCGUGUGCUGAGAGCUCCGGGGUGUCCUGCAAGGGCCCGAGGGCAGGCAGUGGUUUCUGUGCACCUGGGAUUUGUUCCUGGUUUGUUGGGCACCGUGACAAAGAAACUCCACAAACUCUGCUCCCCCGCUAAAACAUCCUGUGCUGUUUCUUCUCAUCUUAUUUGGCUAUUUGUCCUUGUUGCAGCGUUUCUCCUCUCCAGUUUGUUCCUCCUUUGGGUGCUUGUUCCUUCAAACAUCCCAAAAUGCUCCUGCAGCUCCAGGCAGAGGGGCUGCUGCCCUGCCCUGCCCUGCCUGAGGCUCUGCUUUCCUGGACAUCACAUCCGUAACUCCAAACUGAUCCCAUGCACGAUGAUGCUGCUGUCUAAUUGCUAUUUAUUUUAGUCAUUCCUCAUCU